GUGUCAGAAGUGCAAUAAUAAUAACCAAACACCAGAGCCUCCUCCUCCGCCAAACAAAACAAAAAAAAAAUCAACCAUGUCUCGAGCAGUCGCGCAAAAGAACCAAAUCGUCAAACUCAUCGUAGGCGCGGGACAAGCGAGCCCUUCACCGCCGGUUGGUCCGGCAUUGGGUAGUAGGGGAGUUAAGUCUAUGGACUUUUGCAAAGUGGGCACUAUACUACUCCACAAUCCCCUGGUCUAAGCUUUCCCUAACUCGAUUAUUUAGGAGUUCAAUGCCCGUACAGCACACAUAACACUCGUACACACGCCCAACACCCCCCUCCCCCCUUUUUUACCCUCCGCAUUCACAGAGCAACUGACUCUCUAACCCCUAGGGCACGCCAACCCCAGUACGCAUAACCGUCCGCCCGGACCGCACCUUCACUUUCGAAGUCCGUACUCCCCCAACCUCCUGGCUGCUCAAGAAAGCUGCGGCCGUGCCACUCGAUAAGAAGGGCCAUAUGAAGGGUGCCAGCAAUCCCGGGAAGGAAUGGGUUGGCGAGGUCAGUUUGAAGCAUGUUUACGAGAUCGCGCAGAUCAAGCAUACUGUGAGCGCACAUCCUAUGUAACGGAGAAGACGUUAGAAGGAAUGAAGGAAGGAAGGGCUGACGGGGGGGUAUCUUUAGGAGGUUCGAUUGUCCGGAUUAAGCUUGAAGGCAAUUGCCGGCAGUGUGAUUUCUCAGGCCAAGACAAUCGGGAUUAAGGUCACUAUAUGACAAUGGUGACCAUUUGUCCGGUGAGGAGAGGAGAGGAGGGAUGUAUGGUAUGAUAUGAUAUGCUGUGGUGUACAAAAGAAAAAAAAUUUGGCUUAGGUCGGCUGGGAUACUCUAGAUAGACUCUACACGGUCGUUUAGUUACUGUACUUAUUUACAACAGAAUUUCGACCAGACACGUAAAUAUCGAAUACCUGCGCCAAUCGCCGUCGUCCUCAAGCAUCCAAUUUAGUUGCUGCGGUAGGAUAAAGCCAACCUCACCCAAUCUCAACCUCCCACCAACCCAUACAAGUACAGUACACCAAUCAUCAACCCCCCAACCUACCACAAAACCCCUUCCGCGAAACGACAAGAACCAUCAAUUGAUACCUCCACUAAACCAUGCCAAUCUGGAAGUAAUGCCCCCCUCAUUCACCCAUCUUCACGCAACUAAACAAAACUAGAUUCUACAAAUCCCUGCCUACGAAGACCCGCCUCAUCAUCGGCGGCGGGGUGAUCCUAUACGCCGGUGUGGGCCUCCUCCUGACGGACGUGGCCGAGGAGAAAUUCGACCUUGUGCCCAGCGAGGGAGACAAGCAGCGGCUGAAGGAGUUAGUGCCGAAGGUUAGGGUUGUUGAUCGGGAGGGUUGAUGGAAAUAGUAAAUAUAAUCAAAAUUUAAUUGUUUCGUAACAUCGUACUUUCUGGGUGGUUG
Tuber aestivum (summer truffle) is the source of this 1444-nucleotide messenger RNA. The record is from the annotation of a GenBank genome assembly. NCBI's taxonomy places the organism in Eukaryota, Fungi, Ascomycota, Pezizomycetes, Pezizales, Tuberaceae.